Blepharisma stoltei is the source of this 2673-nucleotide messenger RNA. The record is from the annotation of a GenBank genome assembly. NCBI's taxonomy places the organism in Eukaryota, Ciliophora, Heterotrichea, Heterotrichida, Blepharismidae.
AUGGAAGGGCAAGCUGCUGCAAUGGUAGAUGAAAUUUGCCGAGCUGAGGCAGAAUAUGGCUCUUGGACAUUGAUGCAUAGAUUUUCUCUCUGCAAUCAGUGGCUUAGAAGAAUAGGAAACUCAGAUAUCGAAGGACUUGCAUGAAUCUACGUAUGGAUGAGAUAUUCAGAACUGAGAAAAUUAGACUGGCAAAGAAAUUAUAACACAAAACCAUCAGAAUUAGCGUGGAACCAAAAAAACCUGACAUAUACCAUUACAGAGCUUAUUGCCAAUGCAAAUAAGCAAGGCUUUGUCUCUCCUGUCUGGCUAUUGCGAGGAAUUUUAGGGAGCUUUGGCAGAGGUGGUGAUAAUGGGCAGAGAAUAAGAGACCAAAUCUUAGAAAUCAUCCACAAGCACAGAAUUGGCGAAAGAGCAGGAACUUAUAUAGAGCAAUGGCAUCAAAAAUUGCAUAACAACACAACUCCUGACGAUAUCGGCAUUUGUGAAGCAACUAUAGCUUACUGGGAAACAAAUAACAUGGGCAAAUAUUGGGAAGUUUUGAACCACCAUGGUAUCACAAGGGAAAGAUUAGCCUCAUUUGAAAGGCCGAUUACGACCCAGCCUGACUAUAUGCCUCAUUUAAUUAAUGACUUCAGAGAUUUCUUGAGGACCUUGAAAUCAGUCCAUUCAGGAGCUGAUUUAAUCACAAGCAUAGACAAUGCUCGCCAUUGUUUUACCCAAGGCAUGCAUAACAAAGUUAAUGACAUUCUAAGCAAUCUUCAUCAUUGGGAUAAAGUAGCACAAAUAGAAAGAACUGUAUGGGCAAGGCUUGAAAUUAAUUACCAUGCAAAUAAAGGAAAUCACCAGCAAUAUAGAGAAAUUUUAUAUGUAGAUAUAAGUUUAGAUCUCUAUGUGAGACAACUAUGUGAAUCAAUCAUACAUGUUGACAUGGCCCCAAGACAUUAUAUUAGAGAGCUAAAUUUAUUAUUAGAUAACGCUACAAUUACCUCUGAGCACCCAGAAUUCACUACAGCCAUAAAUGAUUGGAAAGCUUUAGCAUCAAGAUAUGUAGCGAACUUAGAAGGAAAUCGUGACAUUGCUUUAGUCCUAAAAUCAGCAGCUGACAGAAUAAGCAGAGUUCUUGGCAUCGCAGUAGACGCUUAUAAUAAAAUAAUCCAACCAAAAGCUCAAGCAAUAGGAACUCGUUGCAAAAUUGAGGAAGAUUUUAUUGACCUUUUUACAGAAGAAGCUGUAAGAGGGUCUUGCUUCUUUGCUCCUUCAAUGAUCUUGAGAAAAUUAGAUGCACAGUUCAGAGGAAUUGCAAAACUAAAACCUUGGCAAAUAAUUAGCCCAGUUUCAAAAAUCCAAGGAAGACUUGUAAAGGUUGAACUGCUUCAUGACGUGUCUUAUAGUGUUUAUACAGAGCCGACUAUUUUAUUAUCAAAAAAAGUGUCUGGAGAAGAAGAAAUCCCUGAAGGGGUCCUUGGGGUCAUUUCUUGUACUGAACUUGAUGGUCUAGCCCAUGUCUCUGUAAGGGCGAGAAAUGGAAAAAAACUUCUUGCAGUCUGCUUUAAUGAAGAAGAAGUAAAAAAAAUUGAGGAAUAUGCAGGCCAGUGGGUUUCUGCAAGCUCUCAAGGAGGAAUCAUCACAAUAAAGCCAGCGCAAGCAGAAGCUACUGCAGUUGAACAUUCAGACUCUCAUGAAGCUCCACAAGUAAAAAGGCCGCAUCCUUUAGAAUCCAUCGCUAUAACAGCUGACCAAUUCGGAGAAGGAAAAACAGGAGCAAAAGCCUCAAACUGCGCGAUAUUAAGAAGGAGCCUUCCUGAGGAAUUUGGAGUCCCACAACAAGUCGCCCUUCCUUAUGGGGUUUGUGAGCAUGUUCUUUCUAACCCUAUAAAUGAAGAAAGACACCAAAGAUAUACAAAAUUGAUAGAGAGUCUUCAAGGAAUGGAGCACAAUCAGCAGGUCGUAGAAAUCCUGGACAGCUUAAAAGAAGUCAUUUUAGAGCUAGAAAUGCCUGAAGACGAAAUACAUGAAAUUCAAGAAAAAUUAUCCAGCAUUGGAGUAAAAAGAGAUGAUUGGGCUGCCGCAUUUACCGCAAUUAAAAAGGUUUGGGCUAGCAAAUUUAAUGAAAGGGCUUAUUUAAGCACUGUAAAAGCAAGAAUUUCUCUAAAUGAUAUAGUGAUGUCUGUGCUGUGCCAAGAAGUGAUUCAAGGAGAAUACGCAUAUGUUUUGCAUACUAAAGAUCCAUUUACGAAUGAUUCAUCACAUAUAUAUGGCGAGCUGGUGCUUGGGCUUGGAGAAACCUUGGUUGGCGCUUUUGAUGGCCGUGCUUUUUCAUUUACAGUUAAUAAGCACAGUGAUGAGUAUCAAAUUGAAAGCUUUCCUAAUAAGUCAGUUGCGUUGAGAGGGUCAGGGUAUAUAUUCAGAUCUGACUCAAAUUCAGAAGAUUUGCCUGAGUUUGCGGGUGCUGGACUAUUUGAUAGUAUUAUAAUGAGUUUUCCUCAAGAGCAACUGCUAUCGUAUGCGAAUGAAAGAUUGUAUACGGACUUUGGGUUCUGCAGAGAAAUAAUUUUCAAACUAAGAGAGAUUGGAAUUUUAGUUGAAAAUGCAUUCAAUGGAAUCCCACAGGACAUAGAAGGAGUCAUUGCUGGAGGAAAAGUUUUUGUUGUCCAGUCAAGACCUCAGGUUUAA